AGAAAACAGAAUCCAUCAAGUAAUAGAGCUAUGUACUUAGACAAUAAAGAUGACAGCGCAAUCUCUAGAAAAGUAGAUAUGGAGUUGACGCAGGCCUCAGUCCCUCACCAUGUGGAUUUGCUUGGAGACAUGGCAGCAGAACCCAUUUCCAACAACUUCCGUGAGCUGAAGCUGCUGAAGGAAAUGAUGGCUGUUCAGGGAGAACCACAAAAACCCUAUCCAAACAGCAUUCAUGAACCAGACUGUUGCAUUACGCUGGGGAAAGAUUUCAGUCCACUGGCUUUUCAUGGGAGGUACCAUUUUAGUUUGCCCAAAUUCUUCUGCACAAGAUCUAAAGACAGCUCUUUUACAGAAAGAACACCUCUGUUGAAAGUUUCUUCUGAAGAAAAUGGGUUAACAUGCAUGGCUGUUCAUAACACAGAUUUCACCACAGAUGAUGAUUCUUGGGAAAACAGUUCUGCUGAGUUUGAGCAAAGGUUUCAACCAGGAAGUAAAAGGACCAGCUUGUCCAAAUCUGCUACCUCCUCAGAGAAAUGUGAAAUCUUGGACACCUUUCAUGGCAAAUUCAAUUUACAUAAAAUGAGGUGCUGUUUAAGAUUCCUAAAAGUUUCUGGCCUUUUCAUCUUUGUAGUUGUAUGCUCCAUUUUAUUUAGCAUUCAUCCUGAAAGUGGAAUGCUUUGGCAGAUGCUGGCAGUGUCACCGAUGGACAGCUACACAAUAAACUUUACAAAUGCUCAUGAUUCUGCCCUUCUAAAGAUAGAACUAGGAGGGCCGUUUGUAGCGGAUGUGGUUGAUCGGCGACCGGACGAAUUUAUUUUACUUCAGAUUGGCCAAGUAGAAGACUUUGGGCCUAAAAGGAGACAUCAACAGCAGAUCUUACACAACUGGACCUUGCCCUUAAAUUCUAAAAAAAGUGAACAAAUUAUUGUGUCUAGGACCUUUGAGAUGUUUAACAGUAAAGAAAACUACAUAAGUGUUCAGGCUUUUCUUCAGGAAUCACAAAUAGUUCCUCUUUCCAUGACAUAUCGAUACCUUCAUGCAAACGUAGAGACGCAAGUAACGAUUGCAUCAGUCAUCUUAGCAGGUGUUUAUGUGCUGAUCAUAUUUGAGAUUGUUCACAGAACUUUAGCUGCGAUGCUGGGGUCCCUGGCUGCCUUAGCUACACUGGCUGUAAUUGGAGAUAAGCCAAGCCUGGUCAAAGUAGUGGAGUGGAUUGAUUUUGAAACUCUGGCAUUACUUUUUGGAAUGAUGCUUUUAGUUGCAAUCUUCUCAGAAACUGGAUUUUUUGAUUAUUGUGCAGUCAAGGCUUACAGACUGUCUCGAGGCAAGGUGUGGGCGAUGAUUAUCAUUCUUUGCCUUAUUGCUGCAAUCCUUUCAGCCUUUUUGGACAAUGUUACCACCAUGCUGCUCUUUACUCCAGUAACCAUAAGGUUAUGUGAAGUGCUUAAUCUUGACCCCAGACAUGUCCUGAUUGCAGAAGUAAUCUUCACAAAUAUUGGAGGGGCUUCUACAGCUAUUGGAGAUCCACCAAAUGUGAUUAUUGUUUCAAAGCAGGAGUUGAGGAAGGCGGGACUGGACUUUGCAGCAUUUACAGGACACAUGUUUGUUGGAAUUUGUCUCGUUCUUCUGGUCUCCUUUCCUUUCCUGCGGCUUCUCUACUGGAACAAAAAGCUUUACAACAAAGAGCCAAGUGAAAUUGUUGGUAAGUUUAUAUAUGAAAUCUUCUGAUUGAUAGUUGUACAUAAA
This is a messenger RNA of Heteronotia binoei (common prickly gecko), 1746 nucleotides long. Its product is annotated as P protein-like. The transcript is spliced from 14 exons. The record is from RefSeq and is a predicted model, not a curated record. The coding region runs from base 31 to 1728 and encodes 565 amino acids. Gene Ontology annotation, cellular component: melanosome membrane. Gene Ontology annotation, biological process: melanin biosynthetic process; transmembrane transport; melanocyte differentiation. Lineage: Eukaryota; Metazoa; Chordata; Lepidosauria; Squamata; Gekkonidae.